CGACCUUCCCACAGCUCUCCUUGGGAGGAGGCCAGCCUGGGCCGGCUUUCAGCUCCACUCCAAGGCCAACGCUGGGCAGGCGCCGCCCCACCCCCGCCCGCAGCUGCCGUUGGUGUUUUGGAGGAGGGUGGGUGGCUGGGAUGGGGGUGCAGCUGAAGACACUGGACCCAGCUAGCCAGGAGUCAACAAAGACCUGUCUCUAGAGCGGCCCUCUCUCUAUUGCAAUCACCCCAUUUGACAGCUACCAUGGUAUCCCUCUUCUCUGGCCGCACCCUGAUCAGGAACAACAGUGACCAGGAUGAAGUGGAGACUGAGGCUGAGCUGAGCCGUCGGCUGGAGAAUCGUCUGGUGCUCCUGUUCUUCGGUGCUGGGGCCUGUCCCAGGUGCCAGGCCUUUGCCCCAGUCCUUAAAGACUUCUUUGUGCGGCUCACUGAUGAGUUCUACGUGCUGCGGGCGGCACAGCUGGCCCUGGUUUAUGUGUCCCAGGACCCCACCGAGGAGCAACAGGAUCUGUUCCUCAGGGACAUGCCUGAGAAGUGGUUCUUCCUGCCGUUCCAUGAUGACCUGAGGAGGGACCUCGGCCACCGAUUCUCAGUGCGUCGCCUGCCUGCGGUCGUGGUACUCAAGCCGGGCGGGGACGUGCUGACCAACGACGCGACGGACGAGAUCCAGCGCCUGGGACCCGCCUGCUUUGCCAACUGGCAGGAGGCGGCAGAGCUGCUGGACCGCAGCUUCCUGCAGCCCGAGGACCUGGACGAGCCCGCGAGGCGCAGCAUCACCGAGCCUCUGCGCCGUCGCAAGUACCGUGUGGACCGGGAUGCCGGCCGGGGACGGAGCGGCUGCGACUCUGGUGACCCCCAGCGGAACCCGGGUGCAGGGGCGGAGCUCUGGUGAUGACCCCUCCCCAGGUGAAUCUGGAUACAGAGGCGAGGCUCUGGUGACCCCCAGGAAAGGGGCAGGUCUCUGAUUAGCCUUCUCCUCUAAUUCCUUAUGUUCCCUAGACAGCAGCCCAGCUUGGCCUUGAACUCACCAUGCCUCAGCCUAACCAACAAAUAGCUGAACUGACAGCCAAAGAAAAACAAGAGUUUUCUCUCCCCAGUCUCCCCUAGUCCUCGAAAAAACGUGGAUCCCCAUGAGCAGGUGCUGGGCAGGUAGCCAGGAUUUAGCGCGCGCUAGGCAAGCUUUCUGCGCACAGAACCCUGGCCUCAGAUCUCCCGUCCACAAUAAAACAAGCAGAAAGCACUAGUGCCAGGCUUGCACCACAAAGCACGCCCGUUAGUUGGCGUCCUAGGUCUGGGGCAAGGCCCGCGAGCCGGCUUAAAGUGCGAUGGCGCUUGCUCUCAAGCCUGACAGGCCGGUUUCAGUCCCCGUGGUGGAAGGAAAACCGACUCCCGCAAGUUGUGGACCACAGGGUUACAGCGGCUCGCACAGGCCCAACUCACAAAUAAGUAUAUCUAACAAAAAUACGGGGGUGUUGUUUUGUUUUUUCGAGAUGGGGUUUCUCUGUGUAGCCCUGGACGUCUCACUCUGUAGACCAGGCUGGCCUCAAACUCUGGGAGCCGAGUGCCUCUGCCUCCUGAGUGCUGGGAUUAAAGGCGUGCGCCGCCACCACCUACAAAAAUAGUUUAAGUUGUGCGCAAAUCCACAAAAGAAACAAAACAAAACAAAACAAAGAGCUGUGUGUGCAGAACGAUCCGGAGUCGAAGGCCAUUUCCAGGCAGCCUGAGACCUCCGUCUGGAGCGCCAUUCCUGGGCCCUGAGACUUCUGGACAGAGCCAAGGAGAGUGCGGAUGCUCUCGCUUUGCCUGCGGCGCCCCCUGCCGGCCCAGUGCAGGAGGCGCGGGCGAGUAAGCUGGCAAGCCUGACUUUAUGGGGCAAGAAUCUGACUAGAUGAGGGGAGAAGGCUGCUAACCAGCAGAGUUGGAACCAAAAGUAACCGCCUCUGUUCCCAACUUGGAGUAGUGAGGAAAACUGAGGCUCAAUUCUAAGAAUGCCUGCUGGCCACCAAGCCUGGCUACCUGAACUCAAUCCCAGGUACCCAGGUGGUGUAAAAAACUUACUCUCACAAGUUGUCCCUUGACGCCCACCAAUGUGUAGCUGACCUUUUGCUACUUUGUGGGUUCUUCUCUAUUCCACCCUUCUCUACCCCUGUUCUUCUUCCCUUCCAACCCUUUAACACUACAUAAGAGAGUAAAAGGGGUAGAGAGUAAAGGAAAGAGCUUCCUGAAUAAAGUCAGGGGUCAGAAAGGGGUCGAUGUUAUCGUUAGACUACUUCCUGCUGAUCAGGGACAUCGAGUUCCUUGGGCCAAGUUGAUCUUUGCCAUCAGGAUACUAAUUUCUUCUUGUUAUUUCUUCUUUGUGCACAACUACUUAAAAUUCGACCACCAACAACCCACCCCACCCAUCGGGACCUUAGCAUUCUCUGAAAAGUUCCCAGAAUUCCAAAUGUCACACACUCGGCAGAAACUAUCUGCAGCUGGUAAAAUCAUGCUUCUGCUAGAGCAGGAGGCAAAUCAUAGCCAGCUGCUGUGAAGCAGCCCCACAGCCCACACUGUGUUUUUAAAAGAAACCAAAAUUCUCACUGUACCCUCAUCCUCCACAAAGAGUAAUAA
Messenger RNA from Psammomys obesus (fat sand rat), 2612 nucleotides. RefSeq names its product nucleoredoxin like 1 (gene Nxnl1). The transcript is spliced from 3 exons. The record is from RefSeq and is a predicted model, not a curated record. Gene Ontology annotation, biological process: photoreceptor cell maintenance. Bases 247 to 894 code for a protein of 215 amino acids. NCBI's taxonomy places the organism in Eukaryota, Metazoa, Chordata, Mammalia, Rodentia, Muridae. Gene Ontology annotation, cellular component: mitochondrion.